This is a messenger RNA of Drosophila sechellia, 421 nucleotides long. Its product is annotated as protein new-glue 1. The coding region runs from base 1 to 360 and encodes 119 amino acids. Lineage: Eukaryota; Metazoa; Arthropoda; Insecta; Diptera; Drosophilidae. The transcript has a single exon. The record is from RefSeq and is a predicted model, not a curated record.
AUGCGCUUCCUAUUCGCUCUAGUUCUCAGUGUGCUCCUGUGUCUGCUCCUGGCUCCGGAGGGCAGUAGCGGGUCAUCUACAUCCUCGCCGGCGACCACAACCACCGACUCCUCUGCCACCACUACCACGGCUUCAUCCGCCACCACCACCACUACUGCCUCCUCCGCAUCCACCACGACCACUGCCUCCUCUUCCUCCUCCUCGGCGGAGGCCAGGAGACGCAGACGUGCUCGCCGCCGUCGCCUGGCUCGUGAGCGCCGUCGUCGCCAGGAGCGGAGACAGCGCCAGGAAAAGAGGAGGCGCAGGAUGGAGCAGCUGCUGGCGAGGCAGCGCCGCCUGAUCAAUCAGCUUCAGGGAUAAGUAGGGGUUUGGUCGCUUAAGAUAGAAUCUUCGCCCGUCCAAUAGAAAUAUAAGCGCUGCA